UGAAGUUUCUAGGAAAAGCUGUCACGCAAGGAUUCUUUCUACUCACAACCAUAAAAGGCCACGAAUUCUAAGAACGACAAAUAAAAAGAGGGAAUUUUCCCUGGCUUGUAAGCCGUGGCCGUGAGGGUCGCGAACCGUAUACUGAGUGCAUCUUUAAGUUGUAUCGCAUGCACACCGCUAAGCUAAAAGAUUGUGUUAAACUUGAAUCUAACACGCCAACAGGCUUGAGAUGGCUAUGGCUGACUGGGACGAAGAAAGAGCAUUUAGGUGUUUUAGGGCAUUACGUCUCGAAACAUCUGGACGAAAAUUGUUGAAAGAGAAAUACGAUGUCGUAACCGCAAUCGACUUUGGAACAUCUUUCAGUGGGUUUGCUUUCUCUUUUAACCACAUAGACGGAAGUGAUGACAUUUACAUGAACAGAGAAUGGGGAAGUGCUCAAGGAUACUCUACCCUGAAAACACCGACCUGUAUACUGCUAAACCCGCAGAAGAAGUUUGUCAAGUUUGGGUUCGAAGCUGCUGAGAAAUAUGCAGAGCUGGAGGAUGCCAAUGAUCAGACGUUCUAUUGCUUUGAUCGUUUCAAAAUGAUGCUUCACGGUAGUGAGGGAACAUUGUGUAGGGAUACUCUUCUACAAGCACGAAACGGAAAGCGUAUGCGUGCACUUGACAUCUUUUCAAAGGCUUUGGAAUAUCUGAAAGACAAAGCUCUUGAAGCAAUACACAAACAGAGUGGAGUGGAGUAUACCGCUGAGGAGGUACUUUGGGUUGUCACUGUUCCAGCAAUAUGGAAACAAUCGGCCAAGCAGUUUAUGAGAGAGGCUGCUUACAAGGCAGGCCUUGCUUCGUCAAAAAAUUUGAAGCAACUUUUUAUCGCUCUGGAACCAGAAGCUGCGGCAGUGUACUGCAGACAACGCAAACUGAGGGAGUUUGUGGAGAGAAAAGGCGAAGAAGUAGUGAAGGACACUUUAGUUCCAAUAAAAACACGGUAUCUGGUGAUUGAUAACGGAGGUGGAACAAUGGAUGUUACAGCACAUGAGAUUGCAGAAGGGGAUAACAUCAAAGAAAUCUACCACGCUACUGGUGGAGAAUAUGGUGGCACCAAAGUCGACAAAGAAUUUGAAGUUCUGCUAGAGAGGAUAUUUGGAAAGGUGUUCAUGGAUGAAUUUCGUCGCUCUCAUCCCUCAGACUGGCUAGAGUUGACGAACGAUUUUGAAGUCAAGAAGCGUUCAGACCGCGCGAUGACAGAAGAGGUAACUAGAAUCAGACUUCCAGCUAACUUUAUCAACCUCUUGAGACAUGAGAACGGUAAUGAUUAUAAUCGCGUCCUCAGACGAAAUCUCGGUCCGCAAUACAAUGUCGAAGAGAUCAAAAUCGCGAAAGACUACUUAUGUCUUGGGCCAAACAGUGUCAAACACCUUUUUAAACCAGCUAUCGAGUCAAUUGUCGGUCAUCUAAAAAAGCUCCUGAAGCAAAACGCACUUAGAGGCAUUAAGAUUUUGUUCCUGGUUGGCGGUUUCUCCGAGUCUCCGCUUCUUCAGGCUAAAAUCUCCAAAGAAUUCGGAAGCCAGUACAGUGUCCUCAUCCCACGUGACGCCCAAACGGCAGUUGUGAAGGGCGCCGUGAUGUUUGGAAAGCGACCACAUAUUGUGGUGGAGCGAUGCCUUUCUGAGACAUUCGGUACGGACAUCCUCCAGUCAUUUGUGCCGAGUGUCCACCCAUUGGAAAAGCUAAAAAUCGUCGAGGGUGAAGCAAAGUGCAAAGACAUUUUCUCUAUCCUAGCCAGAGAAAACGAAACAGUAAAGAUUGGCGAAAGUAAGAAAACCUCCCGCUACAGUCCAGUUCGGGAAAAUCAGACAAGAGUUCGUUUCGAUUUUUUCACUUCUACCAAUCCAGAGGCACGUUACACCACAGAUGCGGGCGUCAGAAAGCUACCUGGCUACAUCGAAGUGGAGAGUCCUGACACAUCCAAGGGUAAGAAUCGUUCUAUAGAGCUAAGGCUCUUCUUCGAAACAGAA
Orbicella faveolata is the source of this 2014-nucleotide messenger RNA. Its product is annotated as heat shock 70 kDa protein 12A-like. The record is from RefSeq and is a predicted model, not a curated record. Lineage: Eukaryota; Metazoa; Cnidaria; Anthozoa; Scleractinia; Merulinidae.